AAAUCUAAUAUCUUGUUCGUUUGGUAUGUGUAGUGAAGGACCUGAUCCACUGGCGGGACCCCAAGAAGUCGGGCGUGGUGUUUGGAGUGUCCAUGCUGCUGCUGCUGUCGCUGGCAGCCUUCAGUGUCAUCAGUGUGGUCUCCUACCUCCUCCUGGCUCUGCUCUGCGUCACCAUCACCUUCCGCAUCUACAAGUCUGUGGUCCAGGCUGUGCAGAAGUCCAACGAUGGGCACCCUUUCAAAUCGCUUAUAGAAAAGGAUGUCGGCAUCCCCCCUGAGACCUUCCGCAAGCACGUGGACGCCAGUCUGACCUACAUCAACCGAGCACUGAAGCAGUUGAGCCGCCUCUUCCUCGUUGAGGACCUGGUUGACUCCCUUAAGUUGGCUGUUGUCAUGUGGUUGCUAACCUACGUAGGCGCAGUCUUCAAUGGAAUCACCAUUCUCAUCCUGGCUGACAUCCUCCUGUUUGCGGUGCCUCCCAUCUAUGAGAAGAACAAGACCCAGAUUGACCAGUACAUCGAUCUGGUGCGCACUCAGAUUAACUCCACCAUGGCCAAGUUGCAAGAGAAACUUCCCGGAGCCAUGAAACGCACCAAAAGUGAAUGAUUGCCCUCGUCCAACAGAAACCAUUACAUCACCAUCAUUGUCAUUUACCAUCUCCAUGCAUACCUACCCCGGCCCUGGCCCCUCUCUGCCGCGCCCCGCCCCGGUCUAACUCCUCUCCUCUGUACCACCGACCGCCGCCUGUCCCACUCAAACCUCGCUAGCUAGAAAAAUCCGAGCUACUCCACUCCAACACGACUGCGCAGCUUAACCCGAGCGUUAGGUAAAGAACUGUGCCUGUGCGGACAGACAUGACCGCUCCCUCCUGUGCGGCGGCGUACCACAGGGGAGCGGGCAGGUGGAGUGAACUAGACUGAAUCUAUAAGCUGGUUUGGUUGUGUACAGUGAGCAGGGGAUGGAGGAAGACUGCUUGUCACUCAAAAGCGAAUGUCUGUAUUUAAAAAUUACACAUUUCCUUGAAGGUAGACGCAUUGGGGAAGCUAGACCAGAGUAAAUUAAUGUAAAAAAAAAAAAAAAACGAAAAUAAAAAUGUAACUGAUGCUAUUGUGACUAGUCUUUUCCUGCUCUUGCUCUGCAGUUAUUGGUUAAUGUCAGAAGCCGGAAUAGGGCUCGCUGUUACCGAUUGGCCUGUUGUUUUUGAGUUGUUUUCUUUCAUCUUUUUUUUUUUUUUACAGGCGCUUGUGUAUAAGUUUCUGCAAUGCACUGAUGUUUUGUUUUCUAAAACCCUUGAGCAGGUUGAAAUAAAAAGGACUGGAACACUGAGCCAGCUGUGAUAAUUUGGUCUAGUUCACCCUCUUUUUGUAUAUACACCAUUGAAAAGGCUCUGCUGUAUUUAACACAUUAGCCUUGCUUUUUAUAGCCCAGUGUUGAGGUCUAACAUUCACCUGUAAAUGUCUUGAUUCUUCACACUACUUUACUGAUAAAAAAUGGCUGCUUUCACUCUUAUACUAGCGUGGCGUAGUGUCAGUAAGCUUACAUUUUAAACAAGAGCUUGUAAUUUUUUUCCGAAAUGGUCUGUAUGUUUGAGAUAAGGCACACUCCCUAAUGUGUGGUCACAGCCUCUACAAACAAAUGUCUACAAACUGCUGACUGUCCGCGUUGGCUUUAACGACUGGCUAUUUUGAUACAGCUGUAUUUUGUUCAUUUUUAGUUAAUUUAUUCUAAUCAUUUUGCAUUGCCACUGUAGGAUCCAAACACGCGCUUUUAUACGGCUGUACCGGCGUUAGGGAGGACACCUUUUUGAUUUAAGUGUAGCUGGAAACGUAGCAGAUUUUCGGGGUGCAUUUUCAUCUAGAGAACCCUUUUGCUUUUGGAUUACCACGAACCGCAUGUCAUAACUGAGGAUGGAUGCCCCCUAUAGGCUUUGUAUCAUACUCAAUUUUUGUUCUAUGUAAUUAUUGUGUGUGUUUCGGUGGUGUUUUGGGUAAAGUCACAUAGCACUACUACUCCACAUCUCCACGUAUGUUUUAAGAGGUGAUUACGGAGAUUACUUUUCCCAUUUCAUUGUCUUGUCCAGGACUUUGCGUCGUCCCUUAGUUGAGUCGCAGCCCUACAUUCCUUACUAUGCAUGCUCCUUGUUGCCAUCUAGUACAUCACAAUGACAAAAGUAAAGCAGUAAAUAUCAGUAAUGGUCAGGGUAGGGAUGGGCUUCAUUUUAUAAGUCUAAAUACUGCUGAAGCUGCUACAUUAUAUACAAAUACAAACAAUAUGAAUUUUGGCAUUACUGUUUUGCAAUUGUGAUUAUGCAUUAUAGCCUAUUUAAGAUUAUAAAUAAAUGUUCUGUUAGAAAAAAUGACAAAGAGUAGUCAAAAUAUUGGACAUUUGAACUGAAGGAAAUUCCUGCAGGUUUUAAUUUUAUUAUUUUUUUAAAUGUUGAUUGAAAUGAUGAUUUUUCAAGUUAAUUUUUGGCGCUGAAGGUUGCAGAUUGACCAGUCAGAAACCAGUAAGCAGCACGCGCUCCGCAUAGAACAAGCACCCUUAGGUUUGCUCAAAUGUGCCGCAUAAACUCAUGGCUACAGUUAAAAUAAACUCAAAAAAAGAUGCUAUUUUUGUUCACCAUGACCUCAAAUUUCCACGCUCUGACCUGGAGGGCUGAAGCUAAGGUCUGACCUCACUGCUACUGCUGUUGUGUUGUAACUAGCAUGCAUAACAGUAUAUUUGAAGGCUUUCUGCAGACUACUGGGACUCAGUAAUGUAAAACCUCCAUAAAGUCACUCAUCUGAAGCAUGUCUCUUCCCUCUUGGCCUUUCCCCCUUUAUCCUCAUCGUGUGCAGGGAGUGUGUGUGUGACUUUUCUGUCUUUGCAAGUCUUACUUUGACUUACUGGUUAUCUAGAUGGAGUUCACUAAUAUCAGCUGUUUUGUAUUAGCUAUGACUUUUGUUUAAAAAUUUUAAGCUUUGGGAAAGUUGUUGCAAGAAAAAAAAAGAAAAUUGGAAAAAAGUUUGUGGUCUCUGUACUGAUGUCGAAGUGAAAUUAAUAAAAUGCGUCAAAGGAC
Messenger RNA from Boleophthalmus pectinirostris (great blue-spotted mudskipper), 3057 nucleotides. Its product is annotated as reticulon-3-like. The transcript has 6 exons. Gene Ontology annotation, biological process: endoplasmic reticulum tubular network formation; brain development; neuron differentiation. Gene Ontology annotation, cellular component: postsynaptic density; neuron projection. NCBI's taxonomy places the organism in Eukaryota, Metazoa, Chordata, Actinopteri, Gobiiformes, Gobiidae. The coding region runs from base 93 to 605 and encodes 170 amino acids. The record is from RefSeq and is a predicted model, not a curated record.